This is a messenger RNA of Micromonas pusilla CCMP1545, 183 nucleotides long. Its product is annotated as twin arginine targeting family. Gene Ontology annotation, cellular component: membrane. The record is from RefSeq and is a predicted model, not a curated record. The transcript has a single exon. The annotation marks the transcript as partial. NCBI's taxonomy places the organism in Eukaryota, Viridiplantae, Chlorophyta, Mamiellophyceae, Mamiellales, Mamiellaceae. Gene Ontology annotation, biological process: protein transport by the Tat complex.
UCGCUCUUCGGCGUCGGCGCCCCCGAGGCGCUCGUCAUCGGAGUCGUCGCGCUUCUCGUCUUCGGCCCGAAGGGCCUGGCGGAGAUCGCGAAGUCGCUCGGGCAGACGCUCAAGGCGUUCCAGCCGACGAUCCGCGAGCUUCAGGACGUGUCGAGGGAGUUUAAGGCGACGUUGGAGGACGAG